Messenger RNA from Prinia subflava (tawny-flanked prinia), 2271 nucleotides. Its product is annotated as fibulin-7-like. NCBI's taxonomy places the organism in Eukaryota, Metazoa, Chordata, Aves, Passeriformes, Cisticolidae. Gene Ontology annotation, molecular function: calcium ion binding. Bases 728 to 2011 code for a protein of 427 amino acids. The transcript is spliced from 8 exons. The record is from RefSeq and is a predicted model, not a curated record.
UGCUAACUCCAAACCUAACACUAAUGUUAGCCUCAACCCCAACCCUAACCUCAACCCUAACCCUAACCCUAAUCCUAACCUCAUCCCUAGCCCUAAUGCUGACUCUAACAUUAACCCUGACCCUUAUGUUAAUGCAGACCAUAACACCAGCUGCACCAGGCUGCAGCAGCACCCUGGGGCUCCCCUCUGAACUCCAGCCAGGGCUGAGCUCACCCCAGCAAAGCUAUGCCGAGUCCAGUGAGUCCACAGCAUUAUUGGGCUACCCUUCUCAAUAGCCCCAGCCCCAGCAGUGAGCAGAACCCCUGCACAGACCCUAAAGUCAUCUUUUCUCCUAGGAGAAUUUCCCAGGCUUAGCUAGUGCACGGGAUUAGCCUCAUCCUGCAUCACUGCGUGCUGGGGAGCCUCACAGGACUGGCCGUGUGUUGAUCCCAGCACCGCUGGUACCACCGUAAGUGCCGUGACAGCCACCGCCUGGCCCCGAUAUCUGCUGGCCCUGGGACAUGAAAGGCCCCAAAGCCUCUGAUGUGCAGAGAGGGAAAGGAACGGAAGGGAAGGGAGAGGCUAGAGCCAGUGCCAAGGGGAAACUUUCCUACUGCUCGGCCUCAGGCAGGGGAAAAACCAACAAACACAUGGGCACGGGCUGCGGAUAAAUCCCAGCGAGUGCAGGAACGCGGCUGCGAGCAGAAACGGACCGUCAGCGUCUUGCCCCUGUAGUCAGCCCGGCGUGAUGCUCCUCAUCCCACUGCCAGCCUGGCUGGCCCUGGGCAUCCUGCAGCUGCCCCUUGGCAGCUCCCAGGAAUGCCUGAACUGGCAGCAGGCGCUCAGCGUGGUGCGGCAGAUGCAGAAGCUGCUGGUGGCACAGGAGGCUGCCCACCUGCAGGGCACACGUGGGCUCCGGCACCAGCUUUCCAUCCUCCAGAGCCGCCUCCAGAGACCGGCCACCAAACACAACGAGGUCUGUCCACAGCUGGCAGUGCCCCUGCAUGGACGGAUGCUGGGCCGGAGCCUGCGGGUGGGCCACGAGGUUCACUUCGUCUGCGACGCCGGCUUCCGGCUGGUGGGCUCGGAGACACGCGCCUGCCGCCACAACCGCACGUGGAGCGGCACCCAGCCCUUCUGCAGAAGUAUUGAUGACUGCUCCAGUAACCCGUGUGCCAACAGCGGGACCUGCGUGGAUGGCAACCAGAGCUACACGUGCCUCUGCCCCCCAGGCUGGUCAGGCCCCAGCUGCCAGAGCCCCAUCUACUCCUACUGGGUGACACUGAGCAACACCUCCUUCAGCCGCCAGCCCCGCUGUGCUGAGGGCCGCUCGGGCUCCCGGCGCUGCAGCUGUGACACCGGCUUCCAGCUGCAGCCUGGUGGCGUGUGCCAAGAUGUGGACGAAUGCCAGCUCUACCAGUCCAGCCCCCAGACGCAGAUUUGCCUCCAUGACUGCCUCAACCUCCCUGGCUCCUAUCGCUGCCUCUGUCCCCCUGGGUAUCUGCUCCAUGCUGACCGCAACGCCUGUGAGGACGUGAAUGAGUGUGCUGGGAAGCAGCACAACUGCAGCCAGGGUGACCUCUGCAUCAACACCUUCGGGGGCCACCGCUGUGUGCGCCCCAAGUGCCCCCCACCGCGCCACAACACCAGCUAUGUCAAGACCUCUGCCUUCCAGUGCGAGAGGAACCCCUGCCCCAUGGACAGCCGAGCCUGCCACCUGGCUGCCAGCUCCAUCUCCUUCCACUACCUGCCGCUCCAGGCCAACCGCACUGUGCCCCGCGUCCUCUUCAAGAUGUCCACCACCCGCUUCGUGGGUGACAGCCUGCGCUUCGCCAUCACGGGUGGCCGGGGCCAGGGCGUCUUCGCCGUGCGCCGCUCCGACCGGCAGACGGGAGAGCUGCUGCUCACCAGCCCCGUGGCAGGGCCAGCCACGCUGGAGGUGGAGCUGGAGAUGAGCGAGUUCUCCCAAAAAAUCCUCCUGGGCAAGCACAUCUUCAAGGUCACAGUCUUUGUGUCCCCGUAUGUGUUUUGAUUCCCUUUGGAGGCAAGUGUGGGGCUGUGCCAGGGCCUCUCCUGGGGAGCAAUGGAGCAGGUUCAGCUCAGUUUUUGUCCCAUUGGAGAUAUUUCUCUCCCAUAAUGCUUUCUCAUAGCCACCACAGCAGGAACCGUGUCCCUACAGGAAAAGCCCCUUGGCUAAUGGGAGGACCAGCCUGGAGAUGCCUGCCUCUGCCAGCCCCCUUCCUCUCUGCCCACAUGGCACAUGGAGGGGAAAGACAGAGUGAGCCAACAGCA